This is a messenger RNA of Chrysochloris asiatica (Cape golden mole), 594 nucleotides long. Its product is annotated as extracellular sulfatase Sulf-1-like. The record is from RefSeq and is a predicted model, not a curated record. The annotation marks the transcript as partial. NCBI's taxonomy places the organism in Eukaryota, Metazoa, Chordata, Mammalia, Afrosoricida, Chrysochloridae. Gene Ontology annotation, cellular component: cell surface; plasma membrane; endoplasmic reticulum. The transcript is spliced from 6 exons. Gene Ontology annotation, molecular function: N-acetylglucosamine-6-sulfatase activity; glycosaminoglycan binding.
CUAUUACAAUAAAGAGAAAGGGGUAAAAAAACAAGAGAAAUUGAAGAGCCAUCUUCAUCCAUUCAAGGAGGCUGCUCAAGAAGUAGACAGUAAACUUCAGCUUUUCAAGGAGAACCGUAGAAGGAAGAAGGAGAGGAAGGAGAAGAAACGCCAGCGGAAGGGGGAUGAGUGCAGUCUUCCCGGACUCACCUGCUUCACUCAUGACAACAACCACUGGCAGACGGCCCCCUUCUGGAACUUGGGAUCUUUCUGUGCUUGCACGAGUUCUAACAACAACACCUACUGGUGUUUGCGUACUGUUAAUGAGACGCAUAAUUUUCUUUUCUGCGAGUUUGCUACUGGCUUUUUGGAGUAUUUUGAUAUGAAUACAGACCCUUAUCAGCUCACAAAUACAGUCCACACAGUAGAACGGGGCAUUUUAAAUCAGCUACACAUACAGUUGAUGGAGCUCAGAAGCUGUCAAGGUUAUAAGCAGUGCAACCCAAAACCUAAGAGCCUGGAAGUUGGAAAUAAAGAAGGAGGAAGCUAUGACCUACACAGACCCCUUACUAGUAAACAAGUUGCCAUUGAGUUGAUUCCAAAUUAUAACCCCAA